GUGCAACAAUUACUUUACGUAGUUAAUCGAACUCCGGGGGAUUCUCACCGUUUGCCGACGCGGUUUAUUUUACCUCAGUUUUGAGUGAUGGGGUGUAACCGGCGGACGUCAGCCAAGAGUUCCUCCCUCUCUCUCUCUCUCUCUCUCUUUUUGAUUCCUCCAUGCCUUUUGGUCUUGGUUGUUGUACUUACAGACCAUCAAUAUUACAUACCAAUACCAGCUUACCUCAUCAGUAAUCCCUCUUCCUUGGAGGAAAUGGAAACCCUUAAGUGCAGAGCCCUAAUCGAUUACCUUAUGAAAAGCAUAAAAAUUUUCUACACGAUGACAGUUGGCAGGGCUGAACCCAAUUGCUCCAAGAUGAGAAUUACACUCGUACGGUAGAUUCUAUCCUAAUAGUUGUUGGUUAUACCAGUGGGGGUUUUUUGGUGGAAAGAAACAGUCAAGAUUUAGUCAAG
Molecule: messenger RNA, 455 nt
Organism: Aspergillus pseudotamarii
Lineage: Eukaryota; Fungi; Ascomycota; Eurotiomycetes; Eurotiales; Aspergillaceae
Exons: 1
Coding region: 88-381 (97 amino acids)
Source: RefSeq, a predicted model, not a curated record